UCCCUCCCCUUCAGAUCUACAGUUGUGAAGAUGGGUGUAACCGACAUGGUGGUGCAGUGAGAGCUGACAGGCUGCAUUCAGUGCACAUGUUGUUUAGAUCAGAGCUCAAACUAGUUUCACUUCUCAGGAAGUGAGACUCAGACAGUCAUCAUCUCUACUGAGAGGUGAAAUGGCGCAGCAAGGAGUUCAGCUGGACCACGAAAGGUUCUCUUGUUCCAUCUGUCUGGAUCUACUGAAGGAUCCGGUGACUACUUCCUGUGGACACAGCUACUGCAUGAACUGUAUUAAAGGCUUCUGGGAUGGAGAGGAUGAGAAGAAGAUCUACAGCUGCCCUCAGUGUAGGCGGACCUUCACACCGAGGCCUGUCCUGAUGAAAAACACCAUGUUAGCAGAUUUAGUGGAGGAACUGAAGAAGACUGGACUCCAAGCUGCUCCUGCUGAUCACUGCUAUGCUGGACCUGAAGAUGUGGCCUGUGAUUUCUGCACUGGGAGGAAACUGAAAGCCUUCAAGUCCUGUCUGGUGUGUCUGGCCUCUUACUGUGAGAAACACCUCCAGCCUCAUUAUGAUGUGGCUCCAUUAAAGAAACACAAGCUGGUGGAGCCCUCCAAGAAGCUCCAGGAGAACAUCUGCUCUCGUCACGACGAGGUGUUGAAGAUGUUCUGUCGUACUGAUCAGCAGUGUAUCUGUUAUCUCUGCUCUGUGGAUGAACAUAAAGGCCACGACACCGUCUCAGCUGCAGCAGAAAGGACCGAGAGGCAGAGAGAGCUGGAGGUGAGUCGACUCAACAUCCAGCAGAGGAUCCAGGACAGAGAGAAAGAUGUGAAGCUGCUCCAACAGGAGGUGGAGGCCGUCAAUCGCUCUGCUGAUAAAGCAGUGGAGGACAGUGAGAAGAUCUUCACCGAGCUGAUCCGUCUCAUGGAGAAAAGAAGCUGUGAUGUGAAGCAGCAGGUCAGAUCCCAGCAGGAAACCGAAGUGAGUCGAGUCAAAGAGCUUCAGGAGAAGCUGGAGCAGGAGAUCACUGAGCUGAAGAGGAGAGACGCUGAGCUGAAGCUGCUGUCACACACAGAGGAUCACAACCAGUUUCUACUCAACUACCCCUCACUGUCACCGCUCAGCGAGUCUACACACUCAUCCAGCAUCAAUAUCCGUCCUCUGAGCUACUUUGAGGACGUGACGGCGGCUGUGUCAGAAGUCAGAGAUAAACUACAGGACGUUCUGAGAGAGAAAUGGACAACCGUCUCUCUGAGAGGGACUGAAGUGGAUGUUUUACUGCCACAACCAGAGCCCAAGACCAGAGCUGGAUUCUUACAGUAUUCACGAGAAAUCACACUGGAUCCAAACACAGCAAACACACAUCUGUUAUUAUCUGAGGGGAACAGAAAAGCAACAUUAAUGAGAGAACAUCAGUCUUAUUCUAGACACCCAGACAGAUUCACUGAUUAUUGGGAACAGGUCCUGAGUAGAGAGAGUCUGACUGGACGUUGUUACUGGGAGGUGGAGUGGAGAGGGACAGGAGUUUAUGUAGCAGUCGUAUACAAGAGUAUCAGCAGAGCAGGGGGGGGUGAAUGUAGAUUUGGACUCAAUGACAAAUCUUGGGUGUUAUAUUGUGACAUUAGCAGUUAUACAUUUUGGUACAACAAUGUUCAUACUCCCGUCUCAGGUCCUCCGUCCUCCAGAGUAGGAGUGUACCUGGAUCACAGUGCAGGUAUUCUGUCCUUCUACAGCGUCUCUGAAACCAUGACUCUCCUCCACAGAGUCCAGACCACAUUCACUGAGCCUCUCUAUGCUGGACUUGGGCUUUAUGGUUAUGGAACCAAUGCUGAGUUGUUUAAACUGAAAUAGACAGAAGUCAUUU
Messenger RNA from Sebastes umbrosus (honeycomb rockfish), 1856 nucleotides. RefSeq names its product tripartite motif-containing protein 16-like. Gene Ontology annotation, molecular function: zinc ion binding; protein binding. The record is from RefSeq and is a predicted model, not a curated record. NCBI's taxonomy places the organism in Eukaryota, Metazoa, Chordata, Actinopteri, Perciformes, Sebastidae.